Molecule: messenger RNA, 3057 nt
Organism: Microdochium trichocladiopsis
Lineage: Eukaryota; Fungi; Ascomycota; Sordariomycetes; Xylariales; Microdochiaceae
Product: peptidase S8/S53 domain-containing protein
Exons: 6
Coding region: 1-3057 (1018 amino acids)
Biological process (GO): proteolysis
Molecular function (GO): serine-type endopeptidase activity
Source: RefSeq, a predicted model, not a curated record
AUGGCAGUUGCCGGCGGUCCCGCCGGCUACGUCCACGCCCCCAUUCAUGAGUCGUUAACGCUGUCGGCCCUCUUAAGUGUCCCAGGCAGUAGUGUUACACUAGGCACCAGACUAGAGUCUGCCAGCAAUGCAGAUUGGGAGUACAUCCGUGGCGUUGUGUGGAACGACGACCCUGCCGGCUCGCUGUUCCGCGACAGUCCGGGUUCCAAUCAUACGUACGCCCUCGGUGUGGAAUGGUACCCUCAAUAUAAACGAGGGGCAGCGGAUUGGAACCCUGCCCAGCUGUCGGGUGAGCGCUUCUACAACGUUGUCGGCCGCUCGCAUUAUGGCGACAUGCAAUUCCUACACUGCAUGGCGUCUGUUGCCGGUGAGCAGCCGGGCGAUACGAAGCGCAAGGUCAUGACGUGGAUGGAAGUCAUGUAUAAGUUGUCAAGUGGUGAGGAUCCCCAAAUUACGCCAGGCGCGCUCGUCGAAGACACUAAGCUGGGAGAUCUGCUCGACACCCCACCCGACUUUCCUGGCGGUUCUGUGCCGCCCCGAUUCCAGCCACUGAGCUACAUGUUAGCGCCUGGGUCCAAAUUCUUGGCUCUGGACAUCCAGAAACGAGCGCUCGGCAGCAUUUUCCACGUCAUUCAGGAUUCAUAUGCGGUUGGGCACACGCAGAGAGUUCCGCUAAACGAAGCGGACCAGGCAAGCAAAGGCUACCGCGAUGCUGCGGACAUGUGUAUCAAGCUUGCUACCCUGAGGUUCACAGGCACUAGCUGGAGUGGUCCUGAGGGUGUCGAGGAGUUUCUCGACCGAAAUGUCUUUGAUCUUGACCAUAAUGCGACACCUGCGAAUGACCGUGUUACUGCAUUUGUCAUGGCUCCGUUCGUAGUGAAUGGGAACGUGAUAGCGCCGGAAAAUGUACCUUCCCAUGUGCCGCGCAUGGCCUCGAAGACAAACUUCAUUCUGGUCCAAUCGAGAGGACCACUGACUCCAGCCCAGAAGGAGGAUCUCGCUAGGUCUGGUGCGCACCUUCUGGAGUAUCUGGGUAAUUACACAUAUCUGUGCCGAUACGAGCCACAUGACCUGCAGCCUCUACGAGACAAGCACUACAUUCUGAACGUCAGCAUAUAUCUCCGCGAGCUGAAAAGCACCACUGCCCUUAAGCAAGCCGUGCGAACCGAGACGGACAAAGAAGACUAUGAGGUCGACUGUAUUCUCCAUGAAGCACCCGGUAUCGUCCCUCUUGAGCUUGCACCGCAAGUCGCCAAGGCAGCCAGAGUAGGGGAAGACAACCUCGAGAUAAGCGCGAACAAGAUUCGGCUUGUCAUAAACCAGAAAAUGCUGCCUGCUCCGGCCAAGCUCGACUUCGUCAAUCGGAUUGAAGAGGUCCACGGGGAUGAUGUUUCCAACGACAUGGCUCGCGGCGCUCUGUUCAUGGCCGGAGAGGGCGGGGUAGAUUUGUUAUCGUCAAAAUACGAGGGUAACGGGCAGAUCAUCUGUGUUGCCGAUACAGGUAUCGAUCUGGGCACUCGUGGAGAGAACCCACCCGAUUUGACUCGGCACCCUGCAUUCAAGGAUCGCGUCAUAAAGAUAGAGACGGUCUGGGAAGGGGACGACGGGUUUGACACCCACGGCCACGGCACUCAUGUUUGCGCCUCUAUCUGCGGGAGUGGUGUCUUCCAAGAUCCGAAGAACAGCGACAUCGCAAUCCAGGGUACUGCCCCCGCCUCAAAGAUCGUGGUGCAGUCAAUCAGCAGACCUUAUCCCAGCAAUCCGACACUCAAGAGUCUUCGAAUUCCCUCUGACCUCUCGGACAAGUUGUUUCAGAAGGCCUAUGACGCAGGGAUUCGUAUUCACAGCAACUCCUGGGGCAAGCCGUGGACAGACGAGGGCGGACAGUUUGACUACGAGGAUCAAGCCACUCAAAUUGACCGUUUUGUUUACGGGGUCCCUCUUUCCAAAGUGCCCCCGGAUCACGUCCACUCUGGCGCGGCCAACCAGACGCCAGCAUCGCACCACGAGGACUUCGUGAUUCUGAUCGCGGCCGCCAACAACGGUGACAAGCCAAGCGACCGGGGCCGGUGGCCCAGCCAGAUUGGCGCCGCGGCGGCCGCGAAGAACGCCAUCACGGUGGGAGCGUGUGGUUCAAACAGGCCAAAUGACACCUUCGCGUUUGUACAGGGCGUGGGUGCCAAGGCCGUCACAGGCAUCAACGACACAGCAGUCUUCAGCAGCCGUGGACCGACAAAAGCUCCUACAAACGGCAGCGGAGUCGCCAGGGGUCGGAUCAAGCCAGAUGUCGUUGCACCAGGGGUGGCGAUUCUGUCCGCAGCAUCUCGCGCACUCGCGCCGGGGAAUCGAUCGCGCGAGCUCAAUGGCGUGUCAGUCGACAAUGAUUGGAUUUUCAAAUCUGGUACUAGCAUGUCUACACCACUCGUUGCUGGCUGUGUUGCUCUCCUGCGAGAGGCGCUGGAAGACCUCUAUGGCAACAAGUCCCCGAGCUCCGCCCUGAUCAAGGCACUUCUCGUGAACGGUGCGGUCAACUUCUCGGGUAAGCUCGGACCUGGGUUUGGCUAUGACUACGAGCAAGGAUUUGGCCGUGUCAUUGUCGACAGCUCGAUUGCCAUGAUCAGAAACGGCACUUUUGUGGAUGGCAGAGGAGCCAGGGGUGGCGACAGUUGCAGCGGAAGUACCCGGUUCGACGUUCCCGGGCUGGUCCAGACCGGCUCCGGUUCUGAGCGACGAUAUGAAAGCGGCGACCUCGCGAUCCCCGCCGGCAUUGGGCGGUGUCGGCUCGUCGCCACCCUCGCUUAUCCAGACCCGGCGGGAGCAGCGCUACAAAAUUCGAUGAAUCUCAUUGUCAUCUCAGGGGAAAGCUUUCGCCACGGCAACAUGGGCCGGCACGGCGGUGACGGGUUUGACAAUAUUAACAAUGUCGAGAAAGUGCUGUGGGAUAAUUUACCCGGCCCAACUUUCAAGGUCAUUGUCGAGAUCGCUAACAACUGGGAGCCACACCUUCCUGCGUCAUUUGCGGUCGCCUGGGAUCUUCGUGAAAUGGCGAAGCUGUAG